CAAGAGAUGGAAACAGCCAAUAGUCCACUCACAUCGAACGAUGCCGAGUCUUCGUCGGUUCAAUCCAGUCGAAAAUUCACAAAACUGAUUAGUGAGGCUAAAUCGCUAGUUGCAUUUGCGAUCUUCUCAGUGACUUUGUACCUAACGGCCAUUGCCGUUUUUCAUCGUCCUCUGGUAUCGCUUCCGUUCAGUCCACGCAUCAUACCAGAAUCGAAUCACACUGAAGCUGGAGAACCACCAGAUAGAGAAAAUUAUAUAGCGUCAGUCUUCUCGCUGAUAGUCAUGCUGAUCGGAUCAAUUGUAUUUGGAUACCUGGUCGACUUGUGCCGACUACCGCCUCUGCUUGAAAAAAUGUUCGCUAUUUUUCUUGAGCCAGAAGUGGAUUUCACUUAA
Messenger RNA from Anisakis simplex (herring worm), 393 nucleotides. The record is from the annotation of a GenBank genome assembly. Lineage: Eukaryota; Metazoa; Nematoda; Chromadorea; Rhabditida; Anisakidae.